Triplophysa dalaica is the source of this 2637-nucleotide messenger RNA. It is a transcript of the gene gle1, whose product is annotated as GLE1 RNA export mediator. Gene Ontology annotation, cellular component: cytoplasm; nuclear pore; nuclear pore cytoplasmic filaments. Gene Ontology annotation, molecular function: inositol hexakisphosphate binding; phospholipid binding; translation initiation factor binding. Bases 126 to 2306 code for a protein of 726 amino acids. The transcript has 16 exons. Lineage: Eukaryota; Metazoa; Chordata; Actinopteri; Cypriniformes; Nemacheilidae. Gene Ontology annotation, biological process: regulation of translational initiation; regulation of translational termination; poly(A)+ mRNA export from nucleus. The record is from RefSeq and is a predicted model, not a curated record.
CGUACUUUUAUUUUGUAAUCUGGUCAGGUGGAAGCGGAAAUACAUGCCGGCGGUUUGCGCCUGUACUGCAGUGUGUGUAGUUUAAAAUCUAUUCAUGUGGUCACUUUUAGGGAAAUUAAUUUCAUAUGCAUGUCUCCAUAAUGCCGUCUGAAAACCUGCGAUGGGAUACUUUAGAUGCUUUGAAAAACUCUACGAAGGGAAAACUGAAAUACAGCUCAGACUGGCUGGAGAAGGAAGAGGAUGUCCUGGCAGGCUUUACUGAGAUCUCAAGUCUGUCGCCUCUAUCAGGACAGAUUCUAAAGAAACUGACUCCUCGACCCCGAGUGAAAACCUGCUCUCUGAUCUCCUCUGUUCGGGAUACGAGUCCAUCUUUUUCUGAAGAUGUUGCUAUCUUCGGUUCUGUUCCCAUCAGCCCCAGGCCGAUCUCAUCUCCAAUCUCUCCAAUAGCAGCCUCCGUCCUUGGAGAGGAAGAUGAAGAAAAGGACAAAGAGGGGACACAAGGAGAAAUAGAAGAUGUUCAUGCCGUGGGUGUCAGUUCUGCAGUAAGCGUCAGCUCCCCUCCAGCGAUGUCCGUCCUGUCGCCCAGAGCCACACAGGUGGCGGGCUGCAUCCUUAUGUGUGAAGAGAAACACAGAGCCAGAGCAAAGGCGGAGCUAAAUCUCAGGCAGGAACAGCAGGAGCAUCUUGUGGCGACAGUGGCCGGCCGAGGGUCUGAACAGCUAAAGCGUUUUGAUGAGUUGAUGGCGCUCAAGCAGAGGCAGGAGCGUCAGAGCAUUAGGGACAUGAUGGAGAAAGAGACCCAGGAGAGUCUUGGCCGUCAAGAGAAACUGCGAGAGGAGCAUAGACACAGAAUGAAGAUUCAGAACCUGCGUCUGCGGGAGGCGGAGCAGCAGCGUCUGCGGGAGGCGGAGCUUGAGCGCCAGAGGCAGACGGAGGGCAGAGAGAGACUUAGAACGCUCAAUGACAUUCAAGAAAAAGUGCUACAGCUCAAUCAGAAAUUACAACCAGCUCCGGCCACACAGACAGGUCCCAUCCCUAACCACGCCUCCUACAUCACCAGCGGUAACCAGCUCUGCUCACAGGUGUCAGAGGUGGUGCGGACCACCACAGAGGGUGAGUACCCCAGCGUGGUGGACAUGGCGGUGGCAGAACAAGCGCUGCAGGCCAUGAUGACACUGGUCGGAGAUCUGCAGGACGAGAAGGCGCAGGAUGCUGAGAGGAGGAGGAAGGAAGAUGAGGAAGAGGAGAAGAGGAAGAAGCAGGCUGAGCUGGAAGCCCAGCUGGAGGAGCAGAGGAAGAAGACUGCAGCGCUGUCCGCUAAAGAGAAGACCAGACGUGAAGGCCUGCAGAUGAGAGCAGACAACAGCACUUUAGUAUGGUGCAUCGGGCUGCAGGACUUUGCAAAACAGUGUGCUGAGUCUUUUGAAGAGCUCAACAGUAAAGACAAGCAGACAAAGAAUUUAAAAAUGGAUCUUCAGAAGGCUGCAACGAUACCUGUGAGCCAGAUCGGAUCUACAUCAGGCUCUCAGCUGAAGGAGAUCUUUGAGAAGAUUGACAAGCUGCUGUCGGGACGCACGGUGAUGUCCGGUGGAAAGACAGUGUGUGCAUCCCAUCAUCGAUGUGGGCAAGAUUUUAUCAACUAUAAACUGGCAGAAAAGUUUGUGAAACAAGGAGAGGAGGAGGUGGCAUCCAAUCAUUUAGCGGCGUUUCCCAUUGCUGUCGUGGCGUCGGGCGUGUGGGAGCUUCAUCCUAAUGUAGGAGAGCUCAUACUCGCUCACCUGCAUAAGAUGUGUCCGUAUUCUGUCCCAUACUAUCCACCCAAGCAAGAGGGCAUGUCUGUGGAGGAACACCGGAGGAUCCUGGGAUAUCGCGUGGAAGACUCUAAAGUUGAAGAGCAGGAUAGUUUUUUAAAGAGGAUGUCGGGAAUGAUUCGUCUUUAUGCGGCAAUCAUCCAGUCGAGAUGGCCUCAUACUAACAAACAAGGGUCUCAUCCGCAUGGGUUGAAUCAUGGCUGGCGCUGGCUGGCACAGACACUUAAUAUGGAGCCGAUUGCUGAUGUCACCGCAACAAUGCUCUUUGACUUCCUGGAGGUUUGUGGAAAUGCUCUAAUGAGGCAAUAUCGAAACCAGUUCUGGAAGCUGUUAUUGCUCAUCAAGGAGGAAUACUUUCCAAGAAUUGAAGCAAUCACAAAGUCCGGUCAGAUGGGCUCUGUCACCAGACUCAAGCAGUUUCUAGAGAAUUCUUUGAGAACCAAGCAGAUUUCUCCACCCACUGGCCAGUUGGAUCAUGGCUUCUGGAGGUCCUGACCCUUUUGAUAUCAACCAAUCACAUGCAACAAUGUGUCUGUGCUACGCCGAAGAGCUAAACCUUGCUGCUGCCCAAUGGAUUAAAUGUGCGCCUGCACGAGAGUUGAGGCAUUUUGCAUUAACGUUCAUUUUUAUUUUAUUUUAUCAUCGCUACCAUUCAAAUAAGUAUGCUCUGCUGUUUUUAAAAUGUCUAACUGUCUUUCAUGUAACCAAUGUAUCCAUCCCGUCUCAAGGUCAUGAAAAUCACUGCACAAAGAUGAUGUAUGUCACAUUAUGUAUAGUUGUAAUGUAUUGUAUAAAAAUUAAACAAGCACGCCAAGUGCCAAACACA